Molecule: messenger RNA, 2328 nt
Organism: Phascolarctos cinereus (koala)
Lineage: Eukaryota; Metazoa; Chordata; Mammalia; Diprotodontia; Phascolarctidae
Source: RefSeq, a predicted model, not a curated record
AGCCCUACCCCCUUCCUGGGGACCCCACAGCACCAGCAAUAAGGGGAGGCUGGGGGGAGGGGUGGGUAUCAGCCUUGUCAUUUUGGCAUGGUGGGCAGGGGGAGGCACCUGGGCCUCAAGGCGGGGAGGGGGGAGAGGGUGUCCUGGGACCUCUGGAGUAAGGAAGCUGUCUUUCUCCCUGUCUUAUCUCCUUCUUCCCUUCCAGUGAAGAAGGAUGAGGAGGGCUUUGAGAUCUCAAUCCCAUUCAAUGAGACCCCUCCUCUAGAGUCACCCCAGAUCUUCUAUGGCCUGAGUCCACCCCAGGGCAGCUUUGAGGAGCCCCCGGAGCCCACGUCCCCCACCCUGGCGCUGAUGAACAGCGUGAAAACUCAGCUUCACAUGGCCCUGGAGAGGAACUCGUGGCUUCAGAAGAGAAUUGAGGACCUGGAGGAAGAGAGGGACUUCCUUCGCUGUCAGCUGGACAAGUUCAUCUCCUCAGCCCGCAUUGAUGCAGAGGACCACUAUCGGGGGAAGCCUGGCCCCAGGAGGGCAGAGGGCGCGGAUGGCCGGGGCGGAGGGGAGGCCUCAGACCCGGAGUCGGCGGCCUCAUCCCUCAGUGGUGGCUCCGAGGAGGGGGGUUCCGCUGAGAGAAAGCGCCAGAAGCAGAAGGGGGCGGCUGGCCGGAGGAGAUUCGGGAAGCCCAAGGCCCGGGAGAGGCAGAGGGUGAAGGACGCUGAUGGGGUGCUGUGCCGGUACAAGAAGAUCUUGGGCACCUUUCAGAAGCUGAAGAGCAUGUCCAGGGCCUUUGAGCACCACCGGGUGGACCGGAACACGGUGGCCUUGACCACGCCCAUCGCCGAGCUGCUCAUUGUGGCUCCUGAGAAGCUGGCUGAGGUGGGCGAGUUUGACCCAUCCAAGGAGCGGCUGCUGGAAUACUCCCGCCGAUGUUUCUUGGCGCUGGAUGACGAGACGCUGAAGAAGGUGCAGGCUCUCAAGAAAAGCAAGUUACUACUGCCUAUCACAUACCGCUUCAAGCGGUGAUCCCGAGUCCCGCCCCCACCGUAUGCCCAAGCCAGCUGCUGCCCGUCACCUGCCUUCUCUCCCUCCACCCUGCAUCAGCCUUAUGGUUCUUGGGCCUGGAUGCCCAAGCCAGCCGGGCCCGUCACCUCCCCGUUCAUGAAGCAGACCCUUGCCAUUUCUUUUUCAUGGUCCGUCACACUUCUGCCCAGAUCCCCCCAGAGCGGCUGUCGGCCUUCGCGUGGUGAGCCACCUGGCUGCCCACCACGUGACUCUCUCCUCUGCUUCUUCUAGAAGCAGGUUCUCCGAGCGACAAUCCUUUUAGCUGUGCUCUUGAGGUGGCCUCCAGGGGCAGUGGUUGGCUCAUAUCCCAUGCCGUCCUUUCUCAACCAGGAGACCCCUAAUGCCCCAUUCUGGUUCUCCUGCCAACGACGUCUCAGAUCCAACUAAUGCGUCAUUUACCAUUGCACCUUGCCCAACCAGUCCUCAAGGAGCCCCACAAUGCUCAGAUUUUGGGUGGGAUCCUGCCCUUCCCUCUUCUAUCCCUUCAGCACCACCCCUGCAGCAGGCGAGGGUGCUGGGUGUGAGUGCACGUUGAGUGGUGUGUUUACAUGUGGUUCCAGGUGGAAGAGGGUGGGGCUUCCUGUCUCAUCCCUCGCUAUCCUCUGGUGGAGACGGGAAGGCAAUGUGUAUGUAUGUAUAUAUUUACUGAACAUCUCCCCCUUUGGCCUUUCGUGAUAUCAGCCUCUGUUUCCCACCCUUGUUGCCCUGGCCUGGGUUCCUCUAUUCCAGUUCAGAUCUCCUUGACCCGAACCUAGAGACUAGGGAGUGUCCGCAGGGAUGCACCAAGUGGCCAGGCGUCAUUCAUUGCCUUUGGAGCUAGGACAAGGGAGCCAUUGAAAGAACCAUUGAUGGGGAUACGGAGACCUGGCUUCUCGUCCCCUCUCUGGGUAUGACUCACUUCCCUUCCCUUCUCUAGGCCUGUUUCCUUCUUUGAAAAUAAGGGAGUUAAACUCGAUGAUUUCUAAGGUGGCUGAGACCUUGGUCUCUUGAAUUGUAACAAUGGAGCAGAUGGGACGAGGUGCUCUCAUUAGGUCACUGUGUGACCUCGAGCGAGUCUGGAAUGAUGGGGCUUGGACUCCUGGGUGAGAACGUCGGGAUUCUCCUCCCCGACCACCGAGUGAGCCCGCUGCGGGGGCCUGCGCUGGAGACGGAGGGUGUGCCACAGAGCCAGGGAGCGCCCCCUCUCUGAAGCACCAGCCGCCGGCCGGGGGCCAACAGAUAAAAUAAAGUGUUCAGAGUUUAAAUUAAAAGUUAACCAGCAGAUUGGAA